UAUCAUCCCAAAAGGGUCUUAUCCUUUGUUUCUCAUCUCUUCAAUUCCCAACUUACAUUAACGGUCAAUCAAUCCUACGACAAAUACUAGCCAGGUUCUCCAACACACAGAAGAGUGAGCUGAAAUGGGGAGCGUGAAGCUGCCUUUCUCUGUCCAAACCAGACAUGGCGCCAACUUCUUGCUCUCUUUUCCCAUUUCAAGAUUCCGCUCCCCUUUUCCCGCCGGGGCGAGAGACUAUAGAGGCUUCAUCAUACAAACUCUACCCUCAGUGGAUCCUUGUCGGUUGAGCUAUACAAAUUCCCAUGACAAAGUUUCUCAUUUUUUCACUGCAAGAGCUUCAGCAGAACCCUUGACUGAGCCGAUUGUGGAAGAUAAACAGUUGAAUGUUUCCACAAGUGGCGACUCUAUCCGUAAAAGAUUCCUUGAAUUUUACGCUGUGAGAGGUCAUAAAGUUCUUCCAAGUUCUUCGCUUGUCCCCGAAGAUCCAACAGUUCUUUUAACAAUUGCUGGAAUGCUUCAGUUCAAGCCCAUUUUCCUCGGGAAGGUGGCUAGAGAAGUGCCCCGUGCAGCAACUUCUCAGAAAUGCAUACGCACAAACGAUAUAGAGAAUGUCGGUCGAACAUCUCGACAUCAGACAUUCUUUGAGAUGCUUGGGAAUUUUAGUUUUGGAGAUUACUUCAAAAAAGAUGCUAUAAGAUGGGCAUGGGAUCUUUCAACUGUUGAGUUCGGAUUAUCAGCUGAAAAUUUAUGGAUUAGUGUGUAUGAAGAUGAUGAUGAAACUUUGGCAAUAUGGCAUGACGAGAUUGGUGUUCCUGUACAACGUAUAAAGAGACUUGGUGAAGAGGACAACUUCUGGACUAGUGGAGCAACCGGUCCUUGUGGGCCCUGCUCUGAAAUUUAUUAUGAUUUCCAUCCCGAGAGAGGACAUUCGGAUGUUGAUCUUGGAGAUGAUUCUAGAUUUAUAGAGUUCUACAACCUCGUCUUUAUGCAAUAUAAUAAAAAAGACGAUGGAUCGCUCGAGCCUUUAAAACAGAAGAACAUCGAUACUGGGCUAGGCUUAGAGCGUAUGGCUCGUAUUCUUCAACAGGUUCCGAAUAAUUACGAAACCGACUUGAUUUUUCCCAUCAUAGAGAAGGCCUCAAAUUUGGCAAAUCUUUCGUACAAAUUUGCAGACGAGUCUAAAAAGACGUACCUUAAAAUAAUCGGAGAUCACAUGCGUGCAAUAGUUUAUCUUAUAUCAGAUGGAGUUUUCCCAUCAAAUAUCGGUAGAGGCUAUGUGGUUCGAAGGCUAAUCAGAAGAGCCGUUCGAACAGGCAGGCUGUUAGGUAUAAAGGGGGAUGGGAUGGGAAAUCUUGACGGAGCGUUUUUGCCAAUACUUGCCGAAGAAGUUAUCAAACUAAGCACAAAUAUAGAUACUGAGGUAAAAAUAAGAGCUGCCCGCAUAUUCGAGGAACUGAAAAGAGAGGAGCUUCGCUUUGUAUCGACACUCGAGAGAGGAGAGAAGCUUCUAGAACAAAUUCUAACCGAUGCAUUGUCCACUGCUCAGAUUAACGGAACUGUACCUUGUAUAUCUGGAAAAGACGCUUUUGUCCUGUACGAUACGUUUGGUUUUCCUGUGGAGAUAACAAAAGAGGUUGCAGAUGAACGAGGUGUUGGCAUAGAUAUGGAAAGUUUCGACGUAGAAAUGGACAGCCAAAGAAGACAGUCUCAAGCUGCACAUAACACAGUCAAACUCUCGGUUGAAAACGGGGCGGAGUUGACAGAAAAUAUUUCAGACACUGAAUUUCUUGGUUAUGACACACUUUCGACGAGAGCAGUUAUUGAGGGUCUUUUAGUAAAUGGCAAGGCGGUAGAGCAAGUUUCCGAAGGAAAUGAAGUUGAGGUAUUACUAGACAGAACCCCAUUUUAUGCUGAGUCAGGGGGGCAAAUUGGGGACCACGGCUUUUUGUAUGUUACUAAAUCUGGAAAUGUUAAAGAAGCUGUUGUGGAGAUUAAGGAUGUCCAAAAGUCCCUCGGUAAUAUAUUUGUUCAUAAAGGUACAGUCAAAGAAGGUGUUAUAGAUGUAGGUGGAGAAGUAGAAGCUGAAGUAGAUACAAACUUGAGGCAGCGUGUGAAGGUUCAUCAUACAGCUACACAUUUGCUCCAAUCGGCACUUAAGAAAGUAAUAGGGCAAGAAACAUCUCAAGCUGGUUCGCUGGUGGCCUUUGACCGCCUCAGGUUUGACUUCAAUUUCAAUAGACCACUACGCGAAAACGAAGUGAUGGAAAUCGAAGGGUUGAUUAACAAGUGGAUUGGAGAUGCGACACUCCUUCGAACGAAAGUGAUGCAAUUGGCCGAUGCAAAGAAUGCUGGUGCUAUUGCCAUGUUUGGCGAAAAAUAUGGAGCACAGGUACGAGUGGUGGAGGUACCUGGUGUAUCGAUGGAACUAUGUGGUGGGACCCACGUGAGCAAUACUAGUGAAAUACGUGGCUUCAAAAUAAUAUCGGAGCAAGGAGUUGCUUCUGGGGUGAGACGAAUUGAAGCUGUGGCCGGUGAAGCUUUUAUCGAGUAUGUAAUUGCAAGAGAUAACUAUAUGAAGCAGCUCUGUUCUACUCUCAAAGUGAAUGCUGAAGAUGUCACAACGAGAGUGAACAAUCUGUUGAAAGACCUACGAGACGCAAGGGGUGAAGUUUCGGCGGCACGUGCAAAAGCAGCGAUUUACAGGGCAUCGACUAUGAUUAGCAAAGCGGUUACUAUAGGAUCGUCGUUAAAGAUAAGGGUGUUGGUUGAGAGCAUGGACGAAAUUGAUGGUGAUGCAUUAAAGAGUGCUGCUGAGUAUUUAGUGGAUAGUUUAGAAGAUCCAGCGGCAGUUGUAUUGGGUUCGUGCGUGGAUGAGAAAAGAGUGAGUUUAAUAGUUGCGUUUAGUCCUGGAGUAGUUGGUUUGGGGAUUCAGGCUGGGAAGUUUAUAGGGCCGAUAGCUAAAUUGUGCGGUGGGAAAGGUGGCGGACGCCCUAAUUUUGCACAGGCUGGCGGAAGUGAGCCGGAGAAAUUGGGGGUUGCACUUGAAAAGGCGCGUGAAGAACUUGUGUCGUUUUUAUCGGAGAAGAGUGGGUAGAAAUGUAAUUGUGUGAGAUUAAUGAUGCAUAGAGCAAGGUAUGUAAUUCUAUGAAUUUGGUGAUUCUUUUUUGGUUGGAAUGUAAUAGUUUGCAAAGCACA
Erythranthe guttata (spotted monkey flower) is the source of this 3195-nucleotide messenger RNA. RefSeq names its product Alanyl-tRNA synthetase, class IIc. Gene Ontology annotation, cellular component: cytosol; chloroplast; cytoplasm. Gene Ontology annotation, biological process: alanyl-tRNA aminoacylation. Gene Ontology annotation, molecular function: aminoacyl-tRNA deacylase activity; alanine-tRNA ligase activity; ATP binding. The record is from RefSeq and is a predicted model, not a curated record. Lineage: Eukaryota; Viridiplantae; Streptophyta; Magnoliopsida; Lamiales; Phrymaceae.